GACCAGCAAUGUGCUGACUCCUGCCCUGAACCACGGGCCUGCUGCUCCUCAGUACCAGCAGGUAUAAAUAGCUCCACUUACUCCGGGGCCAGGACAUCGUUUUUGUGGAGCCCCCCUGUGCGCACUGAGCAGAUAUUCUUUGGGGGCGGUCAGGUAAAGAAGCGCUGAGAAACAGUAUGGCUCUCAAUAAUCCCCAACCACUGGGACCAUGGAAGAUCACAGUUUAUGACCAGGAGAACUUCCAGGGUAAGCGUCUGGAGUUUACUUCAGCGUGCCAGAACAUCAUGGAGUGUGGCGUGGACAACAUCCGCUCGCUGAAGGUGGAAUGUGGAGCCUGGGCAGGAUAUGAGCACUCCAGUUUCUGUGGACAGCAGUUUGUGUUGGAGAGAGGAGAAUAUCCUCACUGGGAGUCUUGGAGCGGCAGCAACGCCUACCACAUUGAGAGGAUGAUGUCCUUCCGCCCCAUCUGCUCUGCUCACCACAAGGAAUCCAAGAUUGUGCUGUUUGAGAAGGAGAACUUCAUGGGACGCCAGUGGGAGGUGAACGAUGACUACCCGUCUCUGCAGGCCAUGGGCUGGGGCAACAACGAGAUUGGAUCCAUGCAAGUUCAGAGUGGCGCCUGGGUGUGCUACCAGUUUCCAGGUUACCGUGGUUACCAGUACAUCAUGGAGUGCGAUCGUCAUGGCGGCGAGUACAAACAUUACAGAGAGUGGGGCUCCCAUGCUCAGUCCUUCCAGGUGCAGUCGGUGCGUCGAAUCCAGCAAUGA
This is a messenger RNA of Pleuronectes platessa (European plaice), 767 nucleotides long. It is a transcript of the gene cryba1a, whose product is annotated as crystallin, beta A1a. The transcript is spliced from 6 exons. Gene Ontology annotation, molecular function: structural constituent of eye lens. Bases 177 to 767 code for a protein of 196 amino acids. NCBI's taxonomy places the organism in Eukaryota, Metazoa, Chordata, Actinopteri, Pleuronectiformes, Pleuronectidae. The record is from RefSeq and is a predicted model, not a curated record. Gene Ontology annotation, biological process: visual perception; lens development in camera-type eye.